Molecule: messenger RNA, 2840 nt
Organism: Scatophagus argus
Lineage: Eukaryota; Metazoa; Chordata; Actinopteri; Scatophagidae
Gene: gfm2
Product: GTP dependent ribosome recycling factor mitochondrial 2
Exons: 20
Coding region: 366-2654 (762 amino acids)
Biological process (GO): ribosome disassembly; mitochondrial translation
Cellular component (GO): mitochondrion
Molecular function (GO): GTP binding; GTPase activity; translation elongation factor activity
Source: RefSeq, a predicted model, not a curated record
AACCGUUUUAAAGACAAAUUAUACAUUCCUGGCAGGAUUUAGCUAAAUAAUUGAUUUAUAACUUUUUUGUACUUGUAAAAAAAAUUUUUACAUUUGUUGAUAUUGACAGGACCGAUUUUGUUUUCGUUCCACACACGCUUGUUUCUGGGGAAGUAUUUUGCAGCUGAGCCUUGUGAAAGCGUGACAUUUAACGCCGUAGAUAAUGUUGUUUUGUAGGACAUUUUAAUUCUUCAGGCUGACAUUGCUUAGUCUUACUUUCACUGCGAUGUUGCUUUACAGUAGUUCGUCUAAAGCGCAGGGUGAUUCCGGGGGGGAAACUUGGACGUUAAACGGAUAUUAAAACUCUGCGUUACAGCCUCCUGGACAUGUUAGGAAGAAUGAUUUGGGGAAGGUAUUUAUUAACUGCUGGGCUCCGGUGCUGCAGGUGUGGAGUGAGCUGUCAUGUAAGAAGACGCUACAGCUUUCUUUCAGAUGAUGUCAAAUCAUUGCGGGCGGUGGUCAAUCCUGAUAUAUCCAAGAUCCGCAACAUCGGCAUUAUGGCCCACAUUGAUGCAGGAAAAACAACAACCACAGAAAGGAUGCUUUAUUACUCUGGUUAUACCAGAGCACUAGGAGAUGUGGACGAUGGGGAUACAGUCACAGAUUUCAUGACUCAAGAGAGGGAGCGUGGCAUCACCAUACAGUCUGCAGCAGUCACAUUUGAUUGGAAAAGUUAUAGAAUAAACCUUAUAGACACCCCAGGACAUGUUGACUUCACUCUCGAGGUAGAGCGGGCCCUUCGUGUUCUUGAUGGAGCUGUUGCCGUGUUUGAUGCGUCUGCCGGUGUUGAGGCUCAAACUCUGACUGUGUGGAGACAAGCAGAGAAGCACCACAUUCCCUGCAUUUGUUUCCUAAAUAAGAUGGAUAAACCGGCGGCAAACCUUAGUUUUUCUAUAGAGAGCAUAAGACAGAAGUUGAAAGCCAAUCCAGUCCUACUGCAGAUUCCUGUUGGCAGUGGCAAAAACUUCUCAGGUGUUGUGGACUUGUUAACUAACCAGAAGCUGCUAUGGGAACAAGGAUCUUUGGGAGAUGAUGGCCGAAUGUUUAAAAGCAAACCUCUUGACAAGUCGGAUGAGCCCGAACUCCUGCAGGAGGUCAGCGAGGCCAGGACAGCUUUAAUUGAACAGGUUGCUGAUCUGGAUGAUGAGUUUGCUGAACUGCUGCUGACUGAUUUUAGUGACAAUUUUGAUGCCAUUCCCUCUGUCAGACUACAGGAGGCUGUGCGGCGGGUGACUCUGGCUCGUAAAGGCGUCCCGGUUCUCUGUGGGAGCUCUUUGAGAAACAAAGGUGUUCAGCCUCUUUUAGAUGCCAUCACGGCCUACCUGCCUGCUCCCUCUGAACGGCACCACGACCUGGUGCGGUGGUACAAGGACGACUUGUGUGCUCUGGCCUUCAAGGUUGUCCAUGACAAGCAGCGUGGUCCUCUGGUAUUUCUUAGGAUUUACUCCGGUGUUCUGAAAUCACAGACUGCUGUGCACAACAUCAACAGGAACAGCAUUGAGCGGAUGAGCAGGCUGCUGGUGCCGUUUGCUGAUCAGCAUGUAGAAAUCCCCUCGAUGACUGCAGGAAACAUUGCUCUGACUGUAGGACUGAAGCAGACGGUCACAGGGGACACCAUCGUUUCAUCAAAGGCCUCGGCAGCAGCCGCAGCCCGCAGGGCCCAAAGUGACGACAGGGCGGGAAAGAAUCAUGGGGAGUUUGCCAGCGUGAUUCUUUCGGGUGUGGAGGUCCCUGAUCCAGUCUUCUUCUGCACCAUAGAGCCACCCUCCUUGGCCAAGCAGGCCGAUCUUGAGAAUGCACUCACCUGCCUCCAGAGGGAAGACCCCAGUCUUAAAGUCAGGGUUGAUCCUGAUUCUGGCCAGACCAUUUUGUGUGGGAUGGGAGAGCUGCAUAUCGAGAUUAUCCAUGAUCGAAUCAAAAGAGAAUAUGGCAUUGAGACUCACCUUGGACCUCUGCAGGUGGCUUACAGGGAGACAAUUCUCCAUGAAGCCUCUGCUACAGAUACACUUGACCGUACUGUUGGAGCGAGUCGACAUGUUGUGACAGUAGAGUUGGCCAUCAGGCCUCGGGACGUCUUCUCUGCGGGUGGUUUGUGUGACGUCGAUUUCUCAGAAAAGUGCAAGGGGCAUGUUUCACCAGAAAUGAAGGAGGCCGUGGAAAACGGUGUACAAAGCUCAUAUCUUCAAGGUCCAGUGCUAGGUUAUCCUUUACUGGGUGUGUCCACACUGAUCCAAAGUGUCAACAUGGGACAAGGAACAUCUCCUGCCAUGGUAUCCGCCUGCGUGUCCCGCUGUAUGCUAAAGGCCCUGAAGCUAGCAGGAGGUCAAGUUCUGGAGCCACUAAUGUCACUGGAGGUGACAGUUGGGGAGGAGCACCUGAGCUCCGUGCUGGGGGACUUGGCUCAAAGGCGAGGGACCAUCCGAGACAUCCAGAGUCGUCACGACAACAAGGUGCUGCUCGCAAAUGUGCCCCUGGCUGAGAUGAUGGGCUAUUCCACCAUCCUUCGAACACUGACAUCUGGCAAUGCCACCUUCUCCCUGGAACUGGACACCUAUGAAGCCAUGAACCCCCAGGACCAGAAUGCCCUCAUUAAAAGAAUGUCUGGUCUGCUGUGAUUCACAGUGUGCAGCUGUUCAGCAAUGGGACCAAUGGCCUUCCGAGACAGAGGUGUGGCUAAUACCAAAAAAGACAUUUCUACGACUUACAGUAAAGACAAAUACAGUAAAAUGCUGUUAUAGCAUGAAUACUCACUGCACCAUGUUCUUAGUUGGAGGCAAAAUAAAGUAUUUAAUUAUCUUUUA